Molecule: messenger RNA, 914 nt
Organism: Centruroides sculpturatus (bark scorpion)
Lineage: Eukaryota; Metazoa; Arthropoda; Arachnida; Scorpiones; Buthidae
Gene: EMC4
Product: ER membrane protein complex subunit 4-like
Exons: 5
Coding region: 84-608 (174 amino acids)
Biological process (GO): protein folding in endoplasmic reticulum
Cellular component (GO): EMC complex
Source: RefSeq, a predicted model, not a curated record
AUUAUCGUCCAAUAAUAGUUUAAAUAACAACAGUAAAUAUCGAUGACGAAAAAUAACCGGACGAACUUCGUCAUAAAUUCAAUAUGGCGUCGACUUCGAAUAGGAAUUUUGCGAAGAAACAAAAAUGGUCAUUUUCAUUCGUUCAAAGAAGCAAAUUAGAAAGACAAAUGGAAUUACCCUCUCCUCCAGGAUAUAGCUCUUCACUGGGACAAGUACAUGCCGAAGCGAGCAAAGAAACCGACGCCACUUUAAUAGUAAAGAAAUCUUGGGAUAUAGCCCUUGCACCACUAAAACAAGUUCCAAUGAAUCUUUUUAUUAUGUACAUGGCCGGAAAUUCUAUUUCCAUUUUUCCCAUCAUGAUGGUUGGAAUGUUAUUUCUCCGUCCAGUAAAGGCACUGAUCACGAUACAGUCGACAUUCAAACUGAUUGAAGGAGGACAGGCACUAUUUCAGAAAAUAGUGUAUUUAUUUGGUAAUGUCGUGUGUUUGGCUCUGGCUCUUUACAAGUGCUCUUCAAUGGGAUUACUCCCAACACACGCUUCAGACUGGUUAGACUUUGUCGAACCACAACAGAGAAUGGAAUUUUCUGGAGGAGGAAUUAUUUUAUGAUUGAACAGUCCAACUCAAGUGAAGAUACUUCAUGCAUUUUGAAUAUUAAUGUAAAGAAUUUGAAUUACUUUUUGUAAAAAUAUUCUUCUGGUUAUGUAUCUAAUUCAAUUUGUAACAUUCAGAAUAUUAGGUAAUGCAUAAAUCUCUAUUUGAUUAAAUGCACCCACAGCACUAUUUGUUUGGAGUAAAAUUUAAAAUGAUUGUACAAUUGAAUAAAAAAUAUAUAAUUUAUUAUGUUAUGUAAAGUUGAACAGUUUUCUUUUUGUAUGAUAAUAAAUAAAGUUGUUUGAAAUUCUUUUACACACA